CAAGCAACCAUGAGGGGAGUCAACUUGGAAAGAAUCAAAGGGGGCAGAGAGGAGUGUUUGAUAAAAUAAAGAAACCCGAUCAAACUGUUUCGGAUUCUUCACGCUUUCUCUUUGAAAUGUCCGUUUUCUAAUAUAAACCCUAACCGAUUGCACAUAAAAUCUAUUUUCCAGCGUGUUUGUAUGUUAUCUCAAGAACCCUAGGCAAUAGCAUUUCAAUCAAUAACGAAUUUCUCUACAAUUGCAAUAUUUUUACCAAAGUUUUCUAGGUUUGAUUGAAGGGGUUACGAUAGAUAUAAUAGAGAGGGAAAGAAAUAGAGGAAUUCUGGUAUUUGGUGGAUGGUCUCAUGGGCGCAGCGGGGUCAAAGCUCGAGAAAGCUCUAGGAGACCAAUUUCCUGAAGGCGAACGAUAUUUCGGACUAGAAAACUUCGGUAACACUUGCUACUGUAACAGCGUCCUGCAGGCUCUAUAUUUUUGUGUUCCAUUUCGUGAACAACUACUUGAAUAUUAUGAGAAGGUUAAAAAUCCAGAUGUAGAGGAAAAUCUCCUUACAUGUUUGGCAGAACUGUUUACACAGAUUAGUACACAAAAGAAGAAAACAGGUGUUAUUGCUCCAAAACGCUUUGUACAAAGAGUGAAGAAAGAAAAUGAACUUUUCCGUGGUUACAUGCAUCAGGAUGCACAUGAGUUUUUGAACUUUUUGUUAAACGAACUAGUUGAUAUACUAGAGAAAGAAACAAAAGGUACAAAAGAACAUUCAUCACCUCCUGAAAAGAUUCCCAAUGGUAUACAUGUGCCUCAGGCUAAUGGUGUAAGAAAGGAGCCCUUGGUUACAUGGGUUCACAAAAACUUUCAGGGUAUACUCACAAAUGAAACAAAGUGUUUAAGAUGUGAGACUGUAACUGCAAGAGAUGAGACAUUCUUGGAUCUGAGCCUUGAUAUUGAGCAAAACAGUUCCAUUACAAGUUGCCUAAAGAACUUCAGUUCGACUGAGACUUUAAAUGCUGAGGAUAAGUUUUUCUGUGAUAAGUGCUGCAGUUUGCAGGAAGCACAAAAGAGGAUGAAGAUCAAGAAACAGCCGCAUAUUUUAGUGAUACAUUUGAAGCGGUUUAAGUACAUGGAACAGCUGGGAAGUGGGCCCAACCACGGGCAUUAUCAGUUCAAACUUCCUUUGGUUCAGCUCAGGAGUAUGCAAGCAACACUGACCAUGGAUACAUUCUGUUUUAUGAGAGCCUUGCUGGAAAUAAUAACAACAUCACCUGCUGAAUCAAAUUCAAUCAUGAGGAUGAGAGGAUGGAUGGGUUUGAUGUACAGUUGA
Messenger RNA from Lactuca virosa, 1316 nucleotides. Lineage: Eukaryota; Viridiplantae; Streptophyta; Magnoliopsida; Asterales; Asteraceae. The record is from the annotation of a GenBank genome assembly.